This is a messenger RNA of Musa acuminata AAA Group (dessert banana), 1876 nucleotides long. Its product is annotated as homeobox protein knotted-1-like 6. The coding region runs from base 543 to 1634 and encodes 363 amino acids. NCBI's taxonomy places the organism in Eukaryota, Viridiplantae, Streptophyta, Magnoliopsida, Zingiberales, Musaceae. Gene Ontology annotation, cellular component: nucleus. The record is from RefSeq and is a predicted model, not a curated record. Gene Ontology annotation, molecular function: RNA polymerase II cis-regulatory region sequence-specific DNA binding; DNA-binding transcription factor activity, RNA polymerase II-specific. Gene Ontology annotation, biological process: regulation of transcription by RNA polymerase II. The transcript has 5 exons.
CGUAGAUAUGACAAAAGCAAGAAUCUGGAACUCGUAUCUCGGGGUAGAGAAGAAGUUCGGAGAGUAUACGAGAGUUUGUAGAUUAGAAUGACGCUUUAUCGAUCAAAGAGCCCACGACAUGAGUUCCAACACUAAUCAUCUUCUCACGCUCUCUGCGGGCUUCAAUUCUUGGUUUAGACCGACGGCCUCCACCGCUCCUUCGCAGCGACAACCAUCAACAUGAUUUGACGUGGGACAAGAAGAGCCCUCUCACUUGCGUCCCUCUCUCUCUCUCGGCCGCUGGUUCGUAGCUACAUCCAUCAACAUGAUUUGACGUGGGACAAGAAGAGCCCUCUCCCCCUCCCCCGUCCCCCCACACCCCUUCUCUCUCUCUCUCCUUCUUGGUUUUCCCCACCAUCCUGAGACCCAAUUCCUUCCGCACCUCUCCGACUGUUUCAGUAAAGGUCUGUCGGAGAAUCAACUGUAGGCCUCUCUCGCCUCAGGUUCGAUCAUUAGGCUUCCAUCAAAUCAAACUCUGGAAAGCUGAACUUUUCGGGUUAAAGAUGGAGGAACUUUACCAAGUCGAAGACUACCAGAGAGAGUCUACGGGGCUCAUCCAAACAUCCUCUCCAUCUUUAGCUGCGUCCGCUACGACAAGCAAAGUAUUAACAGUAGCAGCAGUAGCUGCACCUCCUGCUUUUUUCCAUGGAAAAGCACACUGUUGGGCGGAUCCUCUUUCCUUCACCACCACCCACUACCAUCCCCUGCACCCUGAAACCUCAUCCUCCUCAUCACCUCAAGAUGCAUUUCAAAGAAGAGCAGCUGCCUCUUCAAGUGACAUAGAUACCAUCAAGGCUAGCAUCAUUUCACACCCUCAGUACUCCAGCCUUCUCUCUGCCUACGUCAAUUGCCAAAAGAUAGGAGCUCCACCAGCUGUGGCAGACCGGCUAUCAGCAACCGCUGGAGAGCUCGAGGCAAGGCAGCGAGCGGCGUUGAGCAGCAGCCAUCCCUUGACUGAUCCUGAUCUUGAUCGAUUCAUGGAAGCUUACUGCCAAGUGCUUGUGAAGUACAAGGAAGAGCUAACGAGGCCAGUGGAGGAGGCCAAGGAGUUCCUCAGAAGGGCCGAAUCCCAGCUCAACUCCAUCACCGACGGUUCCCUUCAUCUUCUUUCCUCUGCUUUCUCUUGUGAUGCAGAUGAGAACAGCGGAGGUUGUUCCUCGGCAGAGGAUCAAGAAGCAGGUGGAAGCAAGACUCGACUUCCUAAGAUCGACCAGUGCGGCGAGGAAGUAGAGUUAAAGAACUUCCUCCUGAAGAGGUAUAGUGGGCACAUGAGCAGCCUCAGGCAAGAGCUGUCCAAAAAGAAGAAGAAGAAAGGAAAGCUCCCCAAAGAAGCCAUCGAGAAGCUACUCAGCUGGUGGGAGCUGCACUACAAAUGGCCAUACCCAUCAGAAUCGGAGAAGAGAGCGUUGGCAGAAUCGACAGGACUUGACCAGAAGCAGAUCAGUAACUGGUUCAUAAACCAGAGAAAGCGACACUGGAAGCCAGCCAAAGACGAGCAGUUCAUCAUGACGGAUGGCUACGAUCCAUCGAAUGCUGCUGUUCUUCAUGCGGAUGGAGGCUUCAUGAGUGACGCCCGAUGUCACGCAGGACAAUGAUGGACCCUGACAGUCUUGGAACUGCUUGAUUCGUGGAAAACCAUACGCAGGCCGAUAUGGGUUAAUGGUUCUUCGGCCUGAUGAUGAAGGUUUAACUGGGCUGGAUUUGAUUCAAAGUAUCAUCUUGGGCUCUAUCAUUUGACGAAAGCACAGCUAUCUGUAAUCAUCAGUCCAGUGUUUGGAAAGGAACCGAUAAAAGAAGUGCUUUAAAUACGAAGAAUACCAAAGAACUAUUACAACGA